AGGCGUCGCGGAUCCACCGUGCCCCGCCCGCCCAUGGUCUCUCCCCGCGGCCGCAAUCCCCGCCGCCCCGGCUCUCCUCUCUCUCCCGCAAACCCCGCGGCCGCAGUUCCAGCCGCCCCUAAUCUCCUCUAUCCUCACCCCCAAAUUGCCGCCCACGGAUCUCGCCGACACCAGCGCAGACGCAGUGACCCAGCCCCCGCCUUCCCCAUCGUGAUAGCAGCAUCUCCCAGACGCCCCCUCCCCUUAGCCUCGACGCGAUGCCUGCCUAGCUCCUGUCCGCCGCGUGAGGAGGCGCCACGGCACGCGCUUGUGUGGCAUUCGACGCGAAGGCACCCGCGACCUGCGUCGACUCUGAGGAGGAGCGCCGCCUCCUUGAGAUCUAGGAGGUCGAGGUGGUUGCGGCGCGUACUCGUACGGUGGUCGAGAGUGCCGAGCUCGCGACGGUCAGAGGUCCCAGGUCGGUGGCCUGUUGGCCCUGAGGUACUCGACGUCGGACCAGGAUUCCUCGUCCAGCACGUGCCCGUCGCCUCGCAGUUGCAGCAGGUCCGGCCUGAUGUAGACUUCGGCCACCGACGAGGUCAGGAUCACGCGCCGCACCGUCCCGGCCUUCGCGCACGAUCGCAUCGUGUUCAGCGUGCCUCGGACGGACGGCUCGAUCUGCUCUUUCUGACCACGGAUCUCGCCGACACCUGCGCACUGACCCAGCCCCCGCCUUCCCCAUCGUGAUAGCAGCGUACCUGCGUCGACUCUGAGGAGGAGCGCCGCCUCCUUGAGAUCCAGGAGGUUGAGGUGGCUGCGGCGCGUACUCGUACGGUGGUCGAGAGUGCCGAGCUCGCGAUGGUCAGAGAGAUUGCUCCCUCCCGAAGACUGCUAGGCUAGAUGAGCGGUUUGAUUCCCUCCCGAAGACGGUCAGAGGUAUUGCAGAUCCUGUCUAAUCAACCACGCCCCUAGUUGGAAGAGAAUAGCCAUAUCAAGGAAUAACUGAUGAGGAAAACACAACAACUACAGAAAUAUGGUAAGUCUGUUUUUGUUCCAUGCUGAAUUUAAAUCUUUUUAGUAUUACUACUAGAGGCAUAGUGUUCUUCAUACCAUGAUCUCGGUCUACCAUUUCCAGCCUAAUGAUGUUCAAGCAUGCCAUGUACCUUCCAUGCUACCUACUCUAUUUUAUUCACCACUGCUCCAUAUUUCAUUUUUUAUCUGUAUGAAGUCAUCAAGUUGAUGGUUUGUUCAUGCAGAAAGUUGAGGAGUGUUUUCUUAAAGUUGAGCAGUCACCUCCUGAAAGCACAUCGAAUGCUCUUCAACUAGCAACUGCAGCUCUUGUCAAGAAAGAGCUGCUGGCCCAUGCUGAUUCAAAUAUUAUACUUGUUGUGGCAUCAUGCAUAUCUGAGAUCACAUGGAUCACAGCACCAGAUGCUCCAUAUGAUGACGAUGCAAUGAAGGAUGUAUUAUCUUUAAUUGUGGAGGCAUUCAAGCAUCUGGAUGACAUAGAGAGCCCCUUCUUUGGAAGGAGAACUUCAAUUCUUGAUACAAUCGCAAAAGUUCAGUCCUGUGUGGUGAUGCUAGAUCUUAAAUGUGACGAUUUGAUAAAUGAUAUGUUCCAUCACUUCUUGAGGACUGUUAAGUAAGAACUAUCUUAAAUAUUCUUACCUUCAUCUAUUUCUCUUCUUUCUGGA
Zea mays is the source of this 1673-nucleotide messenger RNA. RefSeq names its product sister chromatid cohesion protein PDS5 homolog B-B-like. Bases 1230 to 1625 code for a protein of 131 amino acids. The transcript has 3 exons. Gene Ontology annotation, biological process: mitotic sister chromatid cohesion; DNA repair. The record is from RefSeq and is a predicted model, not a curated record. NCBI's taxonomy places the organism in Eukaryota, Viridiplantae, Streptophyta, Magnoliopsida, Poales, Poaceae. Gene Ontology annotation, cellular component: nucleus; chromatin.